AUGGCGGCCGACUCAACCAACGCCUCAUCGUCGUCCAACGGCAACCCCCUCGCCCUCGCCGAGCAAUUGGAACAGCUCAAUGCGGCGCGCAAGGUGGUGCUGCAGGACUCGACCUACUAUGACCGCAUCGUCAAGGGAGUGCUGCCCAUCAUAGGGCCGAGGGCACUGCUGCCGCUGCGACGAUGGGGAGCCGAGUUCCUGGCCGAGUCGCUCGCCACGCCGGUGCUGACGAUGCGCGACAAGGAGAACAUCACGGUGGCGGUGCUUGACACCCUCAGGGGCUUGCUGGACGGCGUGGGAGAGGAUACCAUCGUGCUCAAGGCGAGCGUUGCCGCAGCGGCUAGCGCGUAUCCCGUCGCGUUGAGGUGGAUAAUCAACAAUUCCUAUCAUACAGAAAGCUGGGAACAGAUGUCAUCCAUCAAGUCGAGGAUACUACAGAUCUGGGAUGGGGCACCGGCACCAGUGAGGCUGAGCUGCAUCAAGUUCGCCCAGCGAGUUGUGCUUGCUCAGACAGCAUCGAAUGGCAUGGAGCAAAAAACCAACGGGCUCGAUAUCUCCUUGAACAUGAUCCCCGCAAACCACCCUUUAUUAGAUCCAAGGAAACUGGAAGCCGAAGCUACGGGUCUUCUGGAUAGGAUGCUAGGCGUGUUGCAAGACAACAGCAGUGACGCUUUGCUUGUUGAUGCCACGCUGAACUGUCUGUCCAUCCUAAUCCGGACCCGGCCCAACACAUCAAACCGCAUCCUCAACGCGGUAUUGAACUUCAACCCCCUGAAGCUGGCAAACUCCCCCAUGACGCCGAAAACGAGGGUGCUCGUGAAAUCUCUUGAGAAGACCACCCGCAUGCUUCUGACACAUCUCCUCAGAAGGGACCCCAAUAAUCCCAUGGCAGGACGAAUUCACCAGUACAUCGAAAGGAUGAUGCGGUCACGAGCCGAGAUAUUUGAUGAAGCAAGCCGCAAGAGGGCCCUUGUGGACCAAGCUGUCGGUGACGCCAAAAGGCAAAAGAUGGAGGGAGCUCCUCAGUUCAUGGUCCCGCCAUUGGGUCCAGGGCCACAUAGCCUUGCUGGGGUGUUCACCCUCACGAGCAACCCCGGGCUGCAGGCGUUUGAUGCCACACAGCUGCCUGCAAAUCUUGCUGCCAAAAUUAGCGUCAAGACCUUGAUGACGCUCGACCAGCAGAUAUUUGACUUGGCCGUGGCAGGCAUUCGGGACCGUCUCACUUCCAUCUACGCUGCUGGUGCAGCAGCCGCAGUGGCAGCGCAGCCCGCCGUGAAUAACGCCGCCACAGCUCCGUUGGGGGUCGAUGAAGACGAUGACGACUAUGAACCAGACCUCACCCCAGCUGAGGACACCGAGCAAAUCCUCAACAAGCUCGACAACGCUCCCCCCGAGGAGCCGACAGAACUAGCCGCGGAUGCCGCCGCCCUAGCCCUCGGCCCCUUCAGGCUUCCCGCACCUCCUACACUUGACCCCGACGCGGCGGCCAAGCUCAGUCAGGCAGCAGCCUCCCGCGUAUUCGGGCCAUUAUCAGUUCUCAAGGAGAGCGGCGCCUCGCGGAAGCCAAAGGCAGGCAUCAACCGACUCGCAGCGAGCUCCUACGACCGCGACUCCUGGCUGACGCUCAUCACGCGCCUGGCGACCCGCAGCACAGCCGGGCUCGACGAUCUCAGCAGCAUCAAGAUGGAAGAUGGGGCGCUCGACAACCACCCGCCACGCAUGUCCCUCGGCGACACGAUCCGCGAGCUGCUCUACACGUACAUCCUCGAGGACUGGCGGCGGCGCAUAGAGAUCGCCGUCGCGUGGCUCUGCGAGGAGUGGUACAACGACCAGCUGACCAAGCGCAGCAGUGGAGGUGGUUACAACGACGCGGCGGCGCUGCACUACGAACGUUGGGCGCUGCGGCUCUUCGACGGGUUCUUGAGUUAUAUCACGGCGCAGGACAAGGUGCUGACAAGGUUCCUGGCCGAGAUCCCCGAACUGAGUAGGCCGCUGCUGGGGAGGCUGAAGGUGCUGUGCGAGGACCCGACGACGGUGCAGCUGGCGCUGACGACGCUGCUGUAUCUGGUGAUGAUGCGGCCGCCCGUGAGAGAGAUUGCGCUGGAUACCGUGGCAGAGAUCUGGACUGAGUUUGAGGAUGCGCGCCCGUUGGCGGCAAAGUACCUCGUCAAGUGGCGGCCGGGGUUCAUUGAGUCGCAGACUCGGGCCCAUGGGAGUGAUGCGGCGCCGGGUAACAGCAUGGCGAUUGCGACGUGA
Messenger RNA from Parathielavia appendiculata, 2256 nucleotides. RefSeq lists its product as uncharacterized. NCBI's taxonomy places the organism in Eukaryota, Fungi, Ascomycota, Sordariomycetes, Sordariales, Chaetomiaceae. Gene Ontology annotation, cellular component: mRNA cleavage and polyadenylation specificity factor complex. Bases 1 to 2256 code for a protein of 751 amino acids. The record is from RefSeq and is a predicted model, not a curated record. The transcript is spliced from 7 exons.